AUGUAUUCGUCACAAAAUCAAUCUAAAGCGUGGCGAUUCUUCGAAAAACAAAGAAACGGACAAACUGUGACCUGUAAACUGUGCGGAAGGAGCAUAAAGUUCCAUUCUUCGACCACAACGAUGCAUCAGCACUUAAACAGUCACCACGAAAAAGAAGUUGAAAAAAUGGAAAGAUCGAGCUAUGUGUUCUUCGACUGUGCCUUUCCGAUUCCUCAAAAACAAACAUUUUCGAGAGUUCGAAAGCUUAAUCCAGAUCAUCAAAUUCUGACGCCUGAUUCUCUUAGAAAAAAAUUAGCAGACAAGGAAAAGGAAUAUGUGGAAAUUAGUAAAAAGUCGAUGAAAAAUGCUGAGAAGGUCUGGAUUUCUGUAGAUGGAUGGAGCGCAAAAUACAUGGAUAGUACUCUCUAUGCCGUUUUUGUGUUUUAUGUUGAGAAUUUCGAGCGAAAGUCGAAGGUGAGCUAUGCUACAAACAUCAUAGAAACAAACAAGAUUAUUUCCAGCUUCUGGGAAUCGAGCCUAUCAGCGCGUCUGCAACGGCAGCUAAUGUCGGCAGGCUUGUUGUUGAUUUACUUCACAAAUUUGGCAUAA
Molecule: messenger RNA, 588 nt
Organism: Caenorhabditis briggsae
Lineage: Eukaryota; Metazoa; Nematoda; Chromadorea; Rhabditida; Rhabditidae
Exons: 3
Coding region: 1-588 (195 amino acids)
Molecular function (GO): DNA binding
Source: RefSeq, a predicted model, not a curated record